Messenger RNA from Physcomitrium patens, 991 nucleotides. Its product is annotated as RING-box protein 1a. The record is from RefSeq and is a predicted model, not a curated record. Gene Ontology annotation, molecular function: zinc ion binding. NCBI's taxonomy places the organism in Eukaryota, Viridiplantae, Streptophyta, Bryopsida, Funariales, Funariaceae.
AUAGAAACUUUGAUGUUGUUCCAUUUCCACUUAGCCUUUGUUGUCGUCACCCAGCUUUCCCUUGACCCUUCACUUCAGUUAUUUAAAUAUAGAUCUCCAGAUGUAUUGUAGUUGUCUGCGCAUCCUGCUCGCUCACUUAAGAUUUAUCUGUUCAUAUAUUUCCACCAGUCUGUAAACUGUUGGCUAAUUGACUUCUCGGUCUGCAUAAAGUCUGAGAACUAUGCUUCUACGAUUUGAGUUGGGGGCUCACGAAGAGCGAAGCGAAGGCCGCUCACUCAAUUCAGUCGCAGCACACUGGGAUCAAUUUCGAUCUCUCGCGACGAGUUUGGUGCGGUGGGUAACCUAGACUUACUAGCUUGCAGAAUAGCAGUCUUUUGUAACGACCAUGCCCGAUCGAAGUCGUAAGAUGGCCGGCACUGACACCGACACGUUGACGGUGCCAUCCGGCGAGGGAUUGAGCGCGGGUGCUAGUUCGAGUGCGGUGACCAAGCGGGCUAAGCGGUUUGAGAUCAAGAAGUGGAAUGCGGUUGCACUUUGGGCUUGGGAUAUCGUCGUGGAUAAUUGCGCUAUUUGCCGUAAUCACAUCAUGGACCUAUGUAUUGAGUGCCAAGCAAACCAAGCAAGUGCCACCAGUGAGGAAUGCACUGUAGCGUGGGGCGUUUGCAAUCAUGCAUUCCAUUUCCAUUGUAUUAGCAGGUGGCUAAAGACCAGACAAGUUUGCCCUCUGGACAACAGUGAAUGGGAGUUCCAGAAGUAUGGACGUUGAAGCCUGGACCUUGUGUACAUUCUCGUGAAUAAUGAAAACGAUGACACCCUCAAGUUUUCAGAAUUUCCGAACUUCUGUGUCACAAGCGUGAUUUGGUCCUAAUUUGGGACCGUUCAAUUUCAGAUCUGUCACUAGCAGGAGGUGACUGGUAUAUACUAGGCAAAGAAAGAUUCUUUUCUCUGUGUUCAUAAAUGUUGAGGAUAAACACAAAUUAAAUUCCAUCCA